AAUGAACGUAAAGGCUACACACAAUGAUUUGCUCUUUUUUUUCAGUUAACGAUUUUAUUCAUUUCCACCGACCAAAGAGCUCAGGGAGUUAUACUGAACCAAAUGGCUCGCGUUGUUUGUUAGCAAGCGAAUUGUGAGCAGCAAAUCAUUGUUCCUCGAUAGCUGUUGAGCUAGCCAGUCUGCUAACGUUUCGCAUUUGUGUUAGCUACAGACAGAAGCAAUGCCCAGUCUCCCCACCAUGAAACUGGUUCGCCUCCUGUGUCGUCACAAGACGGCUCUGGCAAUUGCAGGAGUCUGCCUAUUUGCUGUUGUCGUCCUCUUCCUCGCCAAGUGUACCUCCGAGACCCUGAAACAGGGCCAGGUUGACCCGCCAGGCCUAGCACCCCACGCUGCCCACUCCCGGCCCAGAGCAGAGCAUCCCAAGCCCCCCUCACGCCCCAAAGACCUCUCAGCCUUCCUUGUGGUCCUCAUCACCACAGGACCCAAGUACACAGAGCGGCGGAGCAUUAUCCGCAGCACAUGGCUGACUAAGAAGGACCCGGAGGUUCUAGCUAUGUUUGUGGUGGGAACAGAGGGUCUACCGGCCGAGGAUAUGCAGAACCUCAACACAGAGCAGGGCCGACACAAAGACCUGCUCUUACUCCCCGAGCUGCGGGACUCGUAUGAGAACCUGACCCUGAAGCUGCUGCACAUGUACUCCUGGCUGGAUCACAAUGUAGACUUUAAGUUUGUUUUAAAAGCAGAUGACGACACCUUCGCUCGCCUGGACCUGCUGAAGGAGGAGCUGAAGACUAAAGAACCCAGCCGGCUGUACUGGGGGUUCUUCUCAGGCUGCGGUCGUGUCAAAACUGCAGAGAAGUGGAGGGAGUCGGCUUGGGAGCUGUGUGACUACUACCUACCCUACGCCCUGGGUGGAGGCUAUCUGCUCUCCUGCGACCUAAUCCACUACGUGCGCAUCAACGCUGCCUUCCUCAAGGUGUGGCAGAGCGAGGACGUGUCGCUCGGGGCUUGGCUGGCCCCCGUGGAUGUCAAACGGACGCACGAUCCACGCUUCGACACGGAGUUCAAGUCAAGGGGCUGUAGUAAUAAGUACCUGGUGACCCACAAGCAGAGCCUGGAGGAUAUGUUAGAGAAACAGCAGACACUGCAGAGAGAUGGGAGGUUGUGUAAAGAAGAGGUUAAACUCAGACUGAGUUAUGUAUACGACUGGAGCGUCCCGCCAUCCCAGUGCUGCCAGAGGAAGGAUGGAGUACCCUGAUAACCCCUGACCCUGUCCAUCCUCACCAAUGUUUCCCCAGGCAGUAUGGUGUACUCCCUCAGCCUUGCUCUGCCGUCGUCCCCCACCUCCCCUCUUGUUCUGUUGCCCCUCCUCAACUAAAACAUUUGUU
This is a messenger RNA of Oncorhynchus nerka (sockeye salmon), 1388 nucleotides long. RefSeq names its product beta-1,3-galactosyltransferase 6-like. The record is from RefSeq and is a predicted model, not a curated record. NCBI's taxonomy places the organism in Eukaryota, Metazoa, Chordata, Actinopteri, Salmoniformes, Salmonidae. The coding region runs from base 221 to 1258 and encodes 345 amino acids. Gene Ontology annotation, cellular component: Golgi membrane. Gene Ontology annotation, biological process: glycosaminoglycan biosynthetic process. The transcript has 3 exons. Gene Ontology annotation, molecular function: UDP-galactosyltransferase activity.